Prunus avium (sweet cherry) is the source of this 1167-nucleotide messenger RNA. Lineage: Eukaryota; Viridiplantae; Streptophyta; Magnoliopsida; Rosales; Rosaceae. The record is from RefSeq and is a predicted model, not a curated record.
AUGAAUCGUGGAAAUUUCAUUGAAUUGAUAAAAUAUACAGCACAAUGGAAUGAUAAAGUUGCUGAAGUUGUUUUAGAGAAUGCCCCGAGAAAUGCUAAAUAUAUCGCACCAUCAAUUCAAAAGCAAGUUUUACAUAUUCUUGCUGACAAAGUGAGAAACAAAAUUCGUGAUGAAGUUGGGGAAUCAACUUAUUGUAUUCUUGUUGAUGAAGCAAAAGAUGCAUCUAAUAGAGAGCAAAUGGCCAUUGUUUUAAGAUUUGUUGAUAAGGAUGGUUUUGUACGAGAACGUUUUUUUGAGAUUGUGAGGGUUGAAGAUACUAGUUCGUUGACACUUAAAAAAGAGAUAUCUCGGGUUCUUAUGAAUUUUGGUCUCCAAAUUGAUAAAAUGCGAGGUCAAGGAUAUGAUGGUGCUAGCAACAUGCGAGGUGCAUGGAAUGGACUACAAGCAUUAUUUCUUAGAGAUUGCCCAUAUGCAUAUUAUGUGCAUUGUUUUGCUCACAGGCUACAAUUAGCAUUAGUUGCAGCAUCAAAAGAUGUGGCUCCUAUUUGGAUAUUCUUUUCAACACUGAAUUCCAUUAUCAAUCUUAUUACUGCUUCUCCCAAGCGCCAUGGUGAGUUACAAUCUACCCAAGAAAUUGAUAUUGCACAUAUGCUUGACACUGGUGAACGUGAGACAGAUAGAGGGCUUAAUCAAAUUGGUACCUUGCAUCGGCCUGGUGCUACUCGUUGGGGCUCUCAUUAUGAUUCUUGUUCAGAUUUAUUAAAUAUGUUUAAUGCAUCUUGUACAGUUGUUGAGACCUUGAUUAAGGAUGGAGCCUCUAAUUCUAUACGUGGGGAAGCAACUGGUACGUUCAAAGCGAUGACAUCUUACGAGUUCAUAUUUAUCUUGAAUUUGCUAGAAAAAAUUAUGGGACUUACUGAUAGCCUUUGUCGAGCAUUGCAAAAUAAAUCUCAAGAUAUUCUUACUGCCAUGAAUUUAGUUCGUAGUACAAAAGAUGCUCUUCAGAAAUUAAGAUUGGAGGGUUGGGAUACUUUCUUUGAGGAAGUGGAAUCAUUUUGCAAAAAGCAUGACAUCGAUAUGCCAGAUAUGAAUGCUCCUUAUAAAGCUGGUACACGUCGUUCUUGUCAACAACGUUUGUUUCGCCUAUUUCUGUUUUCUCUCAUAUAG